Messenger RNA from Trametes versicolor FP-101664 SS1, 612 nucleotides. RefSeq lists its product as uncharacterized. Gene Ontology annotation, molecular function: protein binding. The coding region runs from base 1 to 612 and encodes 203 amino acids. Lineage: Eukaryota; Fungi; Basidiomycota; Agaricomycetes; Polyporales; Polyporaceae. The record is from RefSeq and is a predicted model, not a curated record. The transcript has 4 exons.
AUGUUCGCCACUGGCGGCUACGACCACCUUGUCCAUCUUUGGACGCUCCCGGAGGACCGCCGACCGGUGUCUUCCGCCCCACUCGCAAUCAAACAUAACUCUGUCAUCCAAUCUCUGUUACCCAUCCGAGAUACCAGCAGCAAACUCGUGACUGCCAGCGCGGACUGCAGUGUCAACAUCUAUGAUCUUUCCUCCGAGCGAGUGGUUAACAUCCUCAAGCUGUCCAAUUCGGUGUACCACGCUCACACUGCGAUCUCGGAGUUCUGCACAUUGUUUGAGGUCGGCCACCGUGAGUUCCAGUUCGAAGUACGGGAUCAUCGUCUUGUGCCCAAAGUGCCUGUGGCUCGAUUUGGGUAUCCAAGUGCCAAGGUUCACGGCAGAUUUGUACGAGGCUCAGUCGAAGGCACCACUUUCGCGUCAGGCGGAGGUGAGAAGGAUGGUUGCGUGCGCUUGUGGGAUCUACGUCAAGCUGACAAAGUCAUGCAAUCGAUUCCCUGUCUACCUGGACGCAAGGUUAUACAAGUCGCGUUCGGAGACGAACGGUGGGCGGCGUGCUCCGAAGACCACCACCUCGCGUACAUUAGUCGCACAGGAGAGCUGAUGGAUUUGUGA